AUGGAUUGGUUUUGGGAGGCCAAUUCUUUGAAUCCGCAUCACGAGACCACGAAUACUUGCGAUAUGAUACUCGAAGAUGAAAUAAUACUAGAUCAACCUUCACGAUGGCAUUUUGGAAAGGAUGGUAGCGGUGAUAUCAGAAAGUGGGGUGAUGAGUAUCUUUCAUCAUUGGUUGGUUCUGGACGUUAUUAUUUGGUCACUGCUGAUGGGAGUUUCUAUACACAGGUAAAAGACAUGUUAGGCCAACAAGAGCAAAAAACUUUGCCUCUUCUGGAGACGGAAUUCAAGAUUGCUCUCGAGCUUCUCGCCAGUGGAGGAUCGCUUGUUAUUAAGGUUUAUACGUUUUUUAUGGCCGAAACACGUAGUCUUAUAAGAAAAGUUGCCUCCUAUUUUGAUAACGUCUUUGUUUUCAAGCCUAUGAGUAGCAAAGGCGGGAACAGUGAGGUGAGCUGA
Molecule: messenger RNA, 453 nt
Organism: Angiostrongylus costaricensis
Lineage: Eukaryota; Metazoa; Nematoda; Chromadorea; Rhabditida; Metastrongylidae
Source: the annotation of a GenBank genome assembly